AUGACCGGGGAGGUGAUCAGCCUCCUUUCGAGCUCCUCCCCCGAGCCAGCCCUCCCACCUGCACCAGCCGCCGCCCCCCACCCCGCCAAAUCAUGCUCUCCUCCGCCCAAGCAGCCGUCCGGCCUCCUCGACCUCACCAGCAGCUCGCCCGUCUCUGGCCCGAACCGCGAUAGGCCUUCAGGGUCCCAGCAGCUUCCGCAUCCGAAGCGCCGCAGCAGCGCCGUCCAGCUGGACCUCCACUUUCUUUCCGACGACUUCGACACGACGGGCGACCUGGGGCACAGCAGCCAGAUUAGGCAAGAUGCGGGACAGAACAAGCGGCUACGUCUGUCGCCGCCUGACGCUGCAAAGAGGGGGUUUCACAGAUCACAGUCCGCGGCCGACGCGACGGAGAGGUCGUCUGCUCGGCAGGGGCCCGCUGUGCGGCGCACACAGGCGCUGUUCGAUCCCAUUGAGUGCUCGAGCUCGCCGGCGCUCGGCAGGAGACCGAGGAGCUCUGGCCAGACGACAUACGACGAUCCCUUUGCGACCUCGUCGCCUGUGAGGACGGUGAGUGAGAUCGUGGCCAUGGCCGAGCCUCGUGCGGCUUCACCUCGGCAACCUGAAAUGGCUGCUGUGGCUGCGAGUUUGGGGAUGGAUGUCGAUGAUCCGUUCGCCAGCAGCCCGCCUCCUGCUGCGAAGGCGGCGCCUGCGGCUGCUCCGGCUGGUUCGUUGCAGGUGGCGUCCACGGCGAAAUCGACAUGCGCAUCGAUGGUGACGUCCAAGACCUCCAUGGCGGUCUUCAGUCUCGACGACGACCUCAGCGACCCGUUUGCCAGUUCACAGCCUGAUGCGGCCCCGCUCCGGGCAGCGACGUCUACGGCUGUGUCACUGAACAGCAAGCCCCGUUCCCCGAAAGGCAAGGCAGACUGGGACCCCAUCUCAAGCUCGGCGCCGCAGCUGCUGCACGACUCGUUCGACAGUUCGCCACCGGCUGUGCGUUCGAAAGGCAAGGAGAAGGCGCCUGCGGUCAUUGACCUCAGCGAUUCCGAGCUGUCCGUACUGGAAAGCCACAAAUGGUCAGACAGCGACAGCGAUCUCCCGGACGUCAAGGACAUGGACCUCUCCAAGUCUCGAGCGCCUCGUUCUCACACAGCGGCACGAUCGCGCACAUCAUCCGCCACGCUGAGAGUUUCGAAACGAAAAGCGUCGGUCGCCAAGAAACCCACCGAAAACAAGGCGCGAGACAAGGAGGCCAAGGCUGCCGAGCGCGAGCGCGAGAAAGAGCGCAAGAAGCGGGAAAAAGAAGCGGCGAAGGAGCAAAAGGCGCGCGACAAGGAGACGGCGGCCGCCAUGGCCGAAGUCAACAAGGUGAGGACCGACAAGAAGGUCUCAACGCCCGAGAUGAUUGUCGAUCUGCCUGCGAGCCUGCCGCCAGCGCAGCUGCUGCAGGCGCAGACGCUGCUCAGGGACCUGGACGUCGAGUUCGGCGAGUGGCAGAGCCCGGUCGAAAAGGUCGUCAAGUGGCGGCGCAAGGUCAAGAGCCGAUUCAACGACGACCUCGGUCUCUGGGAGCCGAUGCCGCUGCGCAUCCAGGACGAGUCGUACGGUAUGGCCGUCAUGACCGCCGACGAGUUCGUUGCGCUAGCUCUCGGGGCCGAAGGCGCGGAUCUGCUAGCCCAUGUGUCGAGAAUGAAGCAGCACUUUCCCAGCACGCAGCUGAUCUACCUCAUGGAAGGUCUCGGCCCCUGGAUCCGCAAGAACCGCAACGUCCGAAACGACGGAUCGUCUCGCCGUGGGCAGCAGAGACGAAGGCGGCGCCGACCAGCAGCAGCGACGGCGGCGCAAGAAGGCGCAGCCCCAGGGAGUACAUUGACGAUGACACGUCGAGGACGGCUGCUCGAGCUGCAGGUCCUGCACGGCGCCCUCAUCCACCACACGGCCGCCGCCGUCGAGACGGCCCAGUGGAUCGCCAUCUUCACGCAGCACAUCUCCACCGUGCCGUAUCGCAAGCAGCGUGAGGCUGCCAACGCGGCGGGCGCCGGCUUCUGCAUGGAGAGCGGACAGGUGCGGACGGGCGACGACACGCGGGACACGUACGCGCGGAUGCUGCAGGAGAUCGUGCGCGUCACGGCGCCCGUCUGCCUACGGCGUCGCUGA
Verticillium alfalfae VaMs.102 is the source of this 2139-nucleotide messenger RNA. RefSeq lists its product as hypothetical. Gene Ontology annotation, biological process: replication fork processing; mitotic intra-S DNA damage checkpoint signaling; resolution of meiotic recombination intermediates. Gene Ontology annotation, cellular component: nucleus; Holliday junction resolvase complex. Gene Ontology annotation, molecular function: nuclease activity; DNA binding. The transcript has a single exon. Bases 1 to 2139 code for a protein of 712 amino acids. Lineage: Eukaryota; Fungi; Ascomycota; Sordariomycetes; Glomerellales; Plectosphaerellaceae. The record is from RefSeq and is a predicted model, not a curated record.